Messenger RNA from Polychytrium aggregatum, 1598 nucleotides. RefSeq names its product Abscisic acid G-protein coupled receptor-domain-containing protein. Gene Ontology annotation, cellular component: membrane. The coding region runs from base 68 to 1582 and encodes 504 amino acids. NCBI's taxonomy places the organism in Eukaryota, Fungi, Chytridiomycota, Chytridiomycetes, Polychytriales. The record is from RefSeq and is a predicted model, not a curated record. The transcript has 10 exons.
CCAGCCGCCCGCUCGCCAUCAACUGCCCGCCAUCGUCGGCAGUGCAAUCCCUCUGGCCGUCCGCGAUAUGCCGAUGCCGUCGCUUCCCGAAACAGAUAGCCCGCCGCUGUCGCUCUCCGAGCUGCUCGAGAGCUCCGUUGUCAUUGUGCUCUCGCAGGUGCUCUUCUUUGCCAUCGGCUGGGCCUUCUUUAUGGGCACCCUCUUCCGCGACUACGACGUCCGCAAUAAGCUCGUUCGCCUGCUCUUCUCGGCCACGUUCUCGGGGGCGUGCACGCUCUUCGAGCUCGUCAUCUUCGAGAUCCUCAAUAUCACAAACGCCAGAGCACGAUGGAUCCACUGGAAGUUCACGCUCUAUGCCAUGCUCGUGGACGUUGUCGUUGUCCUGCCAUUCUACCAGUUUUAUCUGGUCUUUGCCGAACGCAAGAAGUGGGCGCCGUAUCGCUGGAUCCUGGCGUUCAUCGGGUGGUUGAUCUACGCCCUGUUGUUUUGGAAGGUCGGCGACCAGUUCCCGCUCAGUCGGCCCCGGACACAGUUCUCGCUGACCUCUCUCGAGCCAUUCAUGGGCCGGGUCGGUGUCAUUGGCGUCACCAUGAUGGCCAUCCUGUCCGGCUUUGGUGCCGUCAACAGCCCCUACACAACGCUGUUCAUAUUUCUGAGAAACGUGAGCGAAGGCGAUGUCCAGGAGGCACAACGCCGACUGAUGCAAAACUAUCAGCGCAUCCUGACCAAGAAGAAAAAGCUCGCCUUGGAUAUGUACAAGCGACGCGAGGAAGGCCCGAAGGGAAGCUAUGGAAUCAGCGGCCUGUUGCGCCGAGCAUACCAUAAUGUCUCGAGUAUCAGCUCUGGGAGGGAGAGCCUCGACACACAGAUGAGCAGCAUCGAGGCCCUCGAAAGUGUGUGCCAGCAAAUGUUCCUGGAGCUCGAUGAAAUGAACGCCGAGCGGGAUAAGCUAGCGCAAGCUCAGACGGCCCAAGGAAAACUGCUCAAUGUCCUUGGUUACGGGUUCUCAAUCUAUUGCUUCUGGAAAGUGCUCACGGCAUCCAUCAAUGUGCUUUUCAAUCGGCGCGGCACCGUCGACCCGGUCACACAUGGUCUCAAUCUUGGCGUACACUACCUGGGCAUCUCGAUCGACAUUGAGUUCUGGUCGCAGCAGCUGAGCUUUGUGCUCGUUGGUAUCAUGGUCGUGGUAUCGAUCCGUGGCCUGCUGAUCCAGUUUACCAAGUGGUUUAGGACAUUCUCAAGCUCGGUGUCUCCAAACAACAUCACCAUCUUCCUGGCACACAUCAUGGGCAUAUACUUUCUCAGCACCGUCCUGAUGCUCCGAAUGAAUCUGCCGCCACAGUACAGAACCAUCAUCAGCAACGUGCUCGGCCAAAUCGAGUUUGAUUUCUACAACCACUGGUUCGACGUGAUCUUUAUCGUCUCGGCCGUGGUAUCGAUGCUCUUUAUCUAUCUGAUCACGCAGCUCCAGAAGCGGAGGGAGAGCGACUAUGGUCUGAACACGAGGUCGAUGGGCGGUGGCGGUGGCGGCCUGCUGGAUAAGGAUCCGAUGCUGGAUGAAUACAGCUUGGACCAGAGCUAGCGAGACUCUGGAAUGU